Uloborus diversus is the source of this 1773-nucleotide messenger RNA. Its product is annotated as nuclear pore complex protein Nup98-Nup96-like. NCBI's taxonomy places the organism in Eukaryota, Metazoa, Arthropoda, Arachnida, Araneae, Uloboridae. Bases 82 to 1263 code for a protein of 393 amino acids. The transcript is spliced from 8 exons. The record is from RefSeq and is a predicted model, not a curated record.
GUUUGUUUUGUUUCUUGUGGCGUCCACAUGCCCGAGAGAAGAAAGUGAACAAUGACAGUGAAGAAGAUAUAGCCACGCAUAAUGUUUGAAAAUAAUCCUUUUGGAACAGUAUCUGCUUUUGCAGGAAACACAACUGAUUUUGGUGCUGAACCUGCAACUAAUAAUGUUUUUGGAGCAUCUACAUUAGCUGUUUCUACUCCAAACACAGAAGGACUGUUUGAAACAUCCACACCUCUCUUUUUGAAACAUCCUACCUCUGGCACUGGUUUGUUUGGCCAACCGUCUACAGGUUUUGGAGCUCCUGCAUCUAUAAGCACUAACACUUUAGACACAACUGCUUUUGGUGUCAAACCUGCAACUAGUUAUGUUUUUGGAGCAUCUACAUUUGGUGUUUCUACUCCAAACACAGGAGGACAGUUUAGAACAUCCACACCUACCUCUGGCACUGGUUUGUUUGGCCAACCAGAUUUUGGAGCUCUUGCAUCUAUAAGCACUAACACUUUUGAUUUUGAGGUGACUAAUCCAAGUGCUUCAAGUUUUAAUUUUGGAACGGCUAAUCAAAUGCCUGGAAGCUUUCCAAAAUAUGAAACAAGAUGGAAAACAUGGAGGAGACGACGAAACAGCUGUCAAGCUUCCAAUUUUAGUCGAAUUCGUUCAAAGCAUUUCGCUGAGAUUUGUUCUAAUCGGCCAAAAUUUAGAACUACAUGUCUAAAACCAAAUGUUAGACCUGCCAUAUUUAGUUUCCCUGCUCACUCAGAAAGAGGAAACCAGAGAGAGAAGUCUGAAAUCAAAAUUGAAGUUACAGAAGAAAAUUUGCCAAUCGAAACAGAAUUUACAGGCGGAGACUCCGCAAUCAAAACAGAAAUUAUGGAAGACUCAUUCCCAAUCAUUACAGAAGAAGCUUUCCCAAUCAUAACAAAUGAUACACAACAGGGAAGUGGUAGUGGAGCAAUGUUUCAUCCACCAUCAACAUCAAAUCGCAAUUCCGAAAAUUUGGAAGGACCACCUCCCGAGAGAUGUCGGCACGAGUCGGAAUCCUCUUCGGAAUCGGACGAAGACGUGGCAUUGGACGGUGGCAGGGACUGGCUGAUGGAGAUGCUGGAUGGAGGAGGGUGGACCACAUAUGGCACAGACAGAGGGUGCAUCACAGUGGCCGCAAACGGAGGGUCCAUCCAACUGGCCACAGAUGAAGGGUACAUCACACUGGUCCCAGACGAGUCAGACGAGAUGGAAGAGAUGCCCCUCGACCUGACUGUCCGUUGAGGGAAUGAGGCAGCAGCAGCAGAGGUGCUGCUGAAUGCCUAUAACACCUGGCCCCUCCCCUGCCCUUGACAUCAUUCUUGCAUGGUCAUCAUCCUCCCGUGAAUGGCUUUCGAUGACAUGCAAUCCGUGCCUUUGAAUGCAAGACUCAGAGAUGCCCGUAAAGUGCCUCACAGUGGUUCAUCCCAUUUUCGGUAUUGACAUCAACCGUCCACUUUUUGAUGUUAACCUUAUUACUCAUUCACUAUAGACUUUUCUUAUGAGGACAAAAGUAGACGGCUUCUCCAUUAACCACCUUCCGUGUGAACAUUUUCUGUCGGAAAGUACCGUUCCUUUCACAUGUAAGAAUCUCUUUGUUUGUGAAUGUGAAAAGUGCAAACAGUGGACAAAAAUAUUUUGAUGAACCUUUAAUGUUGGAUAUGUGGUUUCGAUCAUUUUAUAUAAAAAUGUUAUAAACAUUAUUUUUUAUAUGUAUCUAAGGCUACUUAUAAAGCUACACAGUAAAAUGGAUCA